Castor canadensis (American beaver) is the source of this 1592-nucleotide messenger RNA. It is a transcript of the gene Cdkn1c, whose product is annotated as cyclin dependent kinase inhibitor 1C. Gene Ontology annotation, biological process: negative regulation of mitotic cell cycle; negative regulation of cyclin-dependent protein serine/threonine kinase activity. Gene Ontology annotation, cellular component: nucleus. Lineage: Eukaryota; Metazoa; Chordata; Mammalia; Rodentia; Castoridae. The record is from RefSeq and is a predicted model, not a curated record. Gene Ontology annotation, molecular function: cyclin-dependent protein serine/threonine kinase inhibitor activity.
CUGUGCUCGAGGGGUGCCGGCUAGGCCCGAUCGAGCGAGCAGGCAACCACCUUCGAGGGGGCGCGGCUGUAGCCGGACAGGACAAGCGAUCGAGAUACAGGAGCCGUCUACCACUAGACAGCCAGCACAUCAGCGAUGGAGCGCCUGGUGUCCAAUGGAACCUUCCCUGUACUGGCGCGCAGUAGCGCCUGCCGCAGCCUCUUCGGGCCUGUUGACCACGAGGAGCUGGGCCGCGAGCUGCGGAUGCGCCUGGCGGAGCUGAACGCCGAGGACCAGAACCGCUGGGACUUCAACUUCCAGCAGGACGUGCCACUGCGAGGCCCUGGGCGCCUGCAGUGGACCGAGGUGGACAGCGAGUCCGUGCCUGCUUUCUACCGCGAGACGGUGCAGGUGGGGCGCUGUCGCCUGCUGCUGGCGCCCCGGCCUCCCCCGGUGGCUGUGGCUGUCAUCCCGCCUCCCGAGCCGCCGACCUCUGAGUCCCUCGACGGCCUCGAGGAGGCGCCGGAGCAGCCGCCCAGCGCCCCGACCCCGGUGCCCACCCCGCCCCCAGCCCCGGCCCCGGCCGUGGCUCUGGCCCCGGUCCCGGCCUCAGAACCGGCUUCGGACCCGGACCCAGCUCCAGACGCGGCGCCCCAGGACAACGCCGACCAGGGCGCGAACCAGGCGCAGCGCAACCAGGAGCCGAUAGCAGACCAGCUGCACCCGGGGAUUCCGGGACGUCCCGCGGCCGGCACCGCUGCGACCGGCGCCAACGGCGGGGCGAUUAAGAAGCUGUCGGGGCCUCUCAUCUCCGAUUUCUUCGCCAAGCGCAAGAGAUCUGCGGACAACAAGUCGUCGGGCGAUGUUCCUGCGGGGUGUCCUUCCCCUAACGGCACUCCAGGGGUGGGCGCGGCGGAGCAGACCCCGCGCAAGCGCCUCCGAUGAGUUAGUUUAGAGCCCUCGGAGCCCGAGGGGGACUUUUGCUGGGCAGCGGACGAUGGAAGAACUCUGGGCCUUGACUGGGACCUUAACCGGCGGCGAAUGCGAAAAGCCUUCGGUUUUGUUUAAAAUCUACAAAUUGUGCAAUGUAUUGAUAACGUCGCUAUAUCUAAAUGUAUUCUGCACAAGGAGUACUCUGGUCCCAAGGUGUAAAAGCUUUAAGAGUCAUUUAUAUAAAAUGUUUAAUCUCUGCUGAAACUCAGUGCAAAAAAAAAGAAAAAGGAAAAAAAAAAGGAAAAAAGAAAAAAACCAUGUAUAUUUGUACAAAAAGUUUUUAAAGUUAUACUAACUUAUCUUCUCUAUUUAUGUCUUGGCGUGGGUCUCUCUGCCACGCGACUUUCCCGGUUAUUGGUUAUACCAAAGGCUCCAGAUCCACUUGCAUCAGGUCAUUGACAAAUGUAAAUUAAUUUUUAUAGCAGACCCUAGGGAAAGUUGUCCUUACACACUAGCUGCCACGCGUGCCCACCUAGCUUGCGGUUUCCUCACGCUUUCGCUGUUGCUCUUAUUAUUGUUACUCUUUUGAACUUGAAGACCAAUGUGUUUAAAUGGUUCCUGAGCCAUCUGUACCACUGCCCCGGCUCCUCGUCCGCCGGGUUCUAAUAAAGAGGCCAACA